CUCGUGCCAUCGAAAUCUCAAAAAGAAAGAAACUCGAAAACGAGAAAAAAAACACCACCAUGGCGAGCUCUGACCCUCUCUUGCCAAUCUCCGCCAGAGAAGAGGACCCUUUAUCAUCCGACGUGUCAAGAUCCGACCCGAAUGCGGAAACCCAUCGCCGUAGAAGACCCGUGAAAGGUCUCCUCGCCGUCUCAUUUGGGCUUUUCUUUAUCGCCUUCUACGUCGCUCUCAUCGCCACACACGACGGAUCUAGAUCCAACGACGUUAAAAGCGAUGGAACAGCGUCACGUGCCCGUCUCGCUGGUGUCUCGGAGAAAGGCAAUGAUGGUAUGUGGAAGCUUACCGGUGACAGGAAUACGGUGUCGUUCUCUUGGAACAAUAGUAUGUUGUCGUGGCAACGAACGGCGUUUCAUUUCCAACCUGAACAGAACUGGAUGAACGAUCCUAAUGGUCCAUUGUUCUACAAAGGAUGGUACCAUUUCUUCUACCAGUAUAACCCAAACGCAGCCGUAUGGGGUGACAUUGUUUGGGGUCAUGCCGUGUCUAAGGACCUAAUCCAUUGGGUCCAUUUGCCCUUAGCCAUGGUCGCUGACCAAUGGUACGAUGCCAAUGGUGUAUGGACCGGCUCAGCUACAUUCCUCGAAGAUGGCUCGAUCGUCAUGCUCUACACCGGUUCUACCGACAAAUUUGUGCAGGUCCAAAACCUUGCCUACCCUGAGGACCUCAACGACCCACUUCUACUAAAAUGGGUCAAGUUCCCGGGCAACCCGGUUCUUGUACCUCCACCGGGUAUUCUCCCCAAGGACUUCCGUGACCCAACAACUGCAUGGAAGACAUCAGCCGGAAAAUGGCGGAUCACUAUUGGUUCCAAGAUCAACAGAACCGGGAUCUCACUCGUCUACGACACUACUGACUUCAAGACUUACGAGAAACUAGACACAUUGUUGCACAAAGUUCCAAACACCGGGAUGUGGGAGUGCGUUGACUUUUAUCCAGUGUCUAAGACCAAGGUCAAAGGGCUUGACACAUCGAUCAACGGACCAGAUGUGAAGCACAUCGUGAAGGCUAGCAUGGACGACACGAGGAUCGACCAUUAUGCCAUAGGAACAUAUUUUGAUUCGAACGGGACAUGGAUCCCGGAUGAUCCUACUAUCGACGUUGGGAUUAGCACUAGUUUAAGAUAUGAUUACGGAAAGUUUUAUGCUUCGAAGACGUUUUAUGACCAGAACAAGGGUCGGAGAAUCUUGUGGAGUUGGAUUGGUGAAUCCGACAGUGAAUCUGCUGAUGUACAAAAAGGCUGGUCUUCUCUUCAGGGUAUCCCAAGAACCGUUGUUCUCGACACAAAGACAGGCAAGAACUUGGUUCAAUGGCCAGUGGAAGAAGUAAAAUCUCUUAGGUUAAGCAGCAAGAAGUUCGAUAUGGAAGUGGGUCCCGGAUCGUUGGUACAUGUUGAUGUGGGUCCGGCGGCUCAGCUCGAUAUAGAAGCAGAAUUUGAGAUCAAGAAAGAAUCUCUAGACAAAAUCCUCGGAGACGCUUCGGUAGCAGCUGAGGCUGAGGAAUUUAGCUGCCAGAAAAGCGGAGGCUCCACCGUUCGUGGUGCUUUAGGACCGUUUGGAUUCUCGGUUCUCGCUGAUGAGAGAUUGUCGGAGCAGACUCCGGUUUACUUCUACGUGGCUAAGGGAAAAGAUUCUAAGCUCAAAACAUUUUUCUGCACAGACACUUCAAGGUCAUCUUUUGCAAAUGAUGUCGUUAAACCGAUUUACGGUAGUUCUGUACCGGUUCUGAAAGGGGAGAAAUUGACCAUGAGAAUAUUGGUGGAUCAUUCGAUAGUAGAAGCAUUCGGACAAGGCGGAAGAACAUGCAUAACGUCAAGGGUAUAUCCAACAAAAGCCAUUUAUGGAGCAGCGAAGCUUUUCUUGUUCAACAAUGCCAUUGAUGCGACUAUUACGGCAUCGUUUAACGUGUGGCAGAUGAACAGUGCUUUUAUUCAUCCUUACUCUGAGGAAGCUGUCCGUGCUCUCUCCCGCGCCUGAUUAUACACCCACCUCCAACAAAUUAAUUUUUGUAGAUUUACUUGUUAUAACUUAUAAAUAUCGUUUUCUGUUCUUUUUCAAUUUAAUCGUUUGAUUAUUUCAUUGGGGAUGUAUUUGUUUCAACAUAUAUGUAAGAGAAGGGGUUACUUGAGAAAAUUUUCUCAUUAUC
Messenger RNA from Eruca vesicaria subsp. sativa (arugula), 2202 nucleotides. Lineage: Eukaryota; Viridiplantae; Streptophyta; Magnoliopsida; Brassicales; Brassicaceae. The record is from the annotation of a GenBank genome assembly.